Vigna umbellata (rice bean) is the source of this 559-nucleotide messenger RNA. NCBI's taxonomy places the organism in Eukaryota, Viridiplantae, Streptophyta, Magnoliopsida, Fabales, Fabaceae. The record is from RefSeq and is a predicted model, not a curated record.
AGUUGGGUGAAAUUAUUCAAAGGCUAUUUUUACUCAAAAGGUGCAAUCUGAAUUUGAUAUAAUGGAACAAAAUUCCUUAUUUAAUGAAGAGAAGACGUUAGUUUUAGUUGGAAGAACAGGAAAUGGUAAAAGUGCUACUGGAAAUACUAUUCUGGGAAAAAAUGUCUUUAAAUCUGGAACACGUUCUUCUAGUAUGUCACGUAUUUGUGAAUUACAAAAAAGUACCAGAAAAGAUGGAACAACUAUUAAUAUUAUUAAUACUCCAGGAUUAUUCGAUGGAAGUGAUUCAGUUGGAAAGGAAAUAAUCAAAAGUAUUGAUCUAGCUAAAGACGGAAUUCAUGCAAUUCUUGUGGUGUUCUCUGUUAGAACACGCUUUUCUGAAGAGGAACAAGCUACUUUACGUGUUUUGAAAACUUUGUUUGGACACAAAAUUGUUGAUUACCUGAUUAUAGUCUUCACGGGAGGUGACGAACUUGAAUAUAAUGAAGAAACAUUAGAUGAUUAUUUAGGUCAAGGAUGUCCACAACCUCUUAAGGUAUUUUAUCAUAUUAUCAUUUAG